AAGAAAGAAAACAACAACAAAAAAGGAUUUGAACCUAAAAAUCUGAGCCCAGAGCCCAAACACUAAAUCAACAUGCUGAGUUGAAAUCGACUAAAGCUAACAAGUAUGGGAUGGAAGAGGGCCAUUUUUCUUGUUUACUUACUCAUUCAACAAACAAGGACACCGGACCUACUCUGUUGCCUCUAUGCCAGGCCCUGUUCCAGGGCUUAGCGGGGACAUAAAAUCAAUAAAAUGUGGGGUCUACCUUCAGGGAUGGAGGUCCUAGACGGCAGGGCAGGAAGACUAUGGUAUAGUUCCAGUAAAUGCUGAAUAGAGCCUGCCAUCACUUCCGAUUGGACUGUUGCCCAGAGGAGGCAACCUGCGUACUUCUCAGGUCCAUCCUGGGCUGGCACCUGGGUUGCCUGCCAUCUGUCACUCCCACCUAUUCCAGGCCUGCCAUUGCUCAUGGCUGACUUCCUACCAGCAUAUCUCUCCUGGCCUCCUCUCCUGUCACCUCUCCUUCACCCCGCAGGGCACCCACGUACGGAGACUCCCUGGAAGGCCCAGCACCUGUCUCCACCCCUGGAGUUCCACCAGCUUGGCCGAGGCCUGGGGCGAGUGGAGAAUGCUUCUUGGCCCCUUCCCAGAGGCAGGGGAGGAGGAGGGAGGCUGGGAAAGCAGGCUGGGGCCGGGUGUCAGUGUCGCAAUUCUGGGCCGUGCUGGGACCUUUGCUCUGCGAGGUGUCUGUGGAGGGGAGGGAACUCGGACUCUGGAGGCUGCUGGGAUUGGGGUGGGGGUGCCUGGGAGGCAGUCCUUCUGGACGAGCAGCUAAGAGCCCUGGAGUGAGGAGAGGAAGGGGAGAGACCUGGAACUGUGCCGCUCCGGCUCACCGGCUGGCGGCACUCAGGCCUCUGGACUGGGGACUGCACCAUUCUCUUCUCCCAGCAAGGGGGCUCCAGAGACUGCCCAGCCAGGAAGUCUGGUGGCCUGGGGAUUCGGACAGUGCCUUGGUAAUGUCCAGGGCUCCAGGAAGAGAUGUCCUUGUGGCUGGAGGCCCGAGUACCUGAUGUUUCUCCUGAUUCUGCAGUGGAGCUGUGGGAGCCAGAUGCAAGCAGCAAGGGCCCAGGAAGCAGCAACCGCAUCCUCAUAGAAGAAGCCAGGAUACCUCAAUCUGCUGGGGACACUUUGGGGAUGGAGCUGGAGGCAGCAGAGCCCACAGCCCUGCUCCCCAGGACAGAGCUCCCUUCAGAACUCACAGAUCUCCGUCCACAAAAGCGGAAAAAGGGGCCAGCCCCCAAAAUGCUGGGGAACGAGCUGUGCAGUGUGUGUGGGGACAAGGCCUCUGGCUUCCAUUACAACGUGCUGAGCUGCGAGGGCUGCAAGGGCUUCUUCCGCCGCAGUGUCAUCAAGGGAGCGCGCUACAUCUGCCACAGUGGUGGCCACUGCCCCAUGGACACCUACAUGCGCCGAAAGUGCCAGGAAUGUCGUCUUCGUAAAUGCCGCCAGGCUGGCAUGCGGGAGGAAUGUGUCCUGUCAGAAGAACAGAUCCGCCUGAAGAAACUGAAGCGGCAAGAGGAGGAACAGGCUCAGGCCACAUCCCUGCCCCCGAGGGCUUCCUCACCUCCCCAAGUCCUGCCCCAGCUCAGUCCGGAGCAACUGGGCAUGAUCGAGAAGCUCGUCGCCGCCCAGCAACAGUGUAACAGGCGCUCCUUUUCUGACCGGCUUCGAGUCACGCCUUGGCCCAUGGCACCAGAUCCCCAGAGCCGGGAGGCCCGUCAGCAGCGCUUUGCCCACUUCACGGAGCUGGCCAUCGUCUCUGUGCAGGAGAUUGUUGACUUUGCCAAACAGCUGCCCGGCUUUCUCCAGCUCAGCCGGGAGGACCAGAUCGCUCUGCUGAAGACCUCGGCGAUCGAGGUGAUGCUUCUGGAGACAUCUCGGAGGUACAACCCUGGGACUGAAAGUAUCACUUUCCUCAAGGAUUUAAGUUACAACCGGGAAGAUUUUGCCAAAGCAGGGCUGCAGGUGGAAUUCAUCAACCCCAUCUUUGAGUUUUCCAGAGCCAUGAAUGAGCUGCAGCUCAAUGAUGCCGAGUUUGCUUUGCUCAUUGCCAUCAGCAUCUUCUCUGCAGACCUUGGCCAGACCUGCUUUUCAACUCUGUUGGUGAUCGAUAGACCGGCCCAACGUGCAGGACCAGCUCCAGGUAGAGAGUCUGCAACACACCUAUGUGGAAGCCCUACAUGCCUACGUCUCCAUCCACCACCCCCACGACCAACUGAUGUUCCCACGGAUGCUAAUGAAACUGGUGAGCCUCCGGACCCUGAGCAGUGUCCACUCAGAGCAAGUGUUCGCACUGCGCCUGCAGGACAAAAAGCUCCCCCCGCUGCUCUCUGAGAUCUGGGAUGUGAACGAAUGACUAUUCUUCUCCCAUAUCUUCUGUUUUCUGGGCUGGAUGGCUGAGGCCCCAUGGCUGCCUCCUAGAGGUGGAGCUGACUGAAAAGAGCGAACAUUCCUGGGAGUUGGACAGGAUCCUCACGUGGCAUUAAAGAAGAGUCAAAGGGU
This is a messenger RNA of Microcebus murinus (gray mouse lemur), 2538 nucleotides long. It is a transcript of the gene NR1H3, whose product is annotated as nuclear receptor subfamily 1 group H member 3. Gene Ontology annotation, molecular function: nuclear receptor activity; RNA polymerase II cis-regulatory region sequence-specific DNA binding; zinc ion binding. The record is from RefSeq and is a predicted model, not a curated record. Lineage: Eukaryota; Metazoa; Chordata; Mammalia; Primates; Cheirogaleidae. Gene Ontology annotation, biological process: cell differentiation; negative regulation of transcription by RNA polymerase II; negative regulation of inflammatory response. Gene Ontology annotation, cellular component: RNA polymerase II transcription regulator complex.